AUGUCGAACAUCCUCAAAUCUUUCCAAGCCAUGGACUUUGCUCCUCGUCCCGAAGAUGUCAUUGUGGCGGUGAUGGGAAUGACUGGCUCGGGCAAAAGCACAUUCAUCUCGCAAUGCAUCGGACAAAAUAUUGGUAUCGUGGGCCACGGUCUUCAAGGAUACACGCAGGCAGUAGACUGCUAUAUGUUCCCUUACUCCGACUCUGUGAAUGUGUAUCUCGUCGACACUCCUGGCUUUGAUGACACAACCCUCACCGACAGUGAUGUCCUCAGGGCCAUCGCAGCCUGGAUGAGCGACACAUACAAGAAAGAGAUCAUGCUCAACGGCAUCAUAUACUUGCAUCGAAUCACUGAUCCACGUAUGCAAGGCUCGGCCUUGAAAAACCUUCACAUCUUCAGAAAGCUUUGCGGGACAAAUGCUCUCACCCACGUCACCUUGGCCACUACGAUGUGGGAGGCUGUGCAAACCCUGGAUGGUGAGCGUCGGGAGCGUGAGCUUCUAGAUACCUCGGACUUCUGGGGACAGAUGCAUCAGAACGGCGCAAUUGUGGAAAGGCAUUACAACAACCGGGAGUCAGCCAUGAGGAUCCUGGAGAAGUAUAUCGGGGGAGAGCGCACUGCGACUUCCUUGCAGGUGGAGAUGGUGAAGGGCAAGAAGGACUUGAUUGACACCGAAGCUGGAAUAGAGCUUAACAGCGAGUACCGCAAGAUCGAAGACAAGUUGAAGAAAGAAUUGCAGAUAACGUCGGAGGAACUCAGGAAAGCACAACAAAACAAGGACAGAGAGAUGGCAGCUGAGAUGGAGCGCUACCAGAGGGAGGUAAAUGAGAAGCUUGCGAAGGUUCAGAUGGAGCGGGAAGACCUGAAGGUGGACUUGGCCAAAUUGCUUGCUGCUACCAAGCUCUUCGGCACAAUGCCAAGGAGUAGCAACCGAAACAGCAGUGACCAACCUUCAGCGCCCAGAGGCAAGAUGCGUCCCGCGAGGAAGCUUGAUAUGCUGAAGGGCUUGUUGGGAAUAGGACCAAAGAUAGAGAUGGCCGAAGUAGAGAAUGAAGAAGAGUACAGGAUGAAGAAGAGUACAGGAUGA
Sordaria macrospora k-hell is the source of this 1086-nucleotide messenger RNA. RefSeq lists its product as uncharacterized. Lineage: Eukaryota; Fungi; Ascomycota; Sordariomycetes; Sordariales; Sordariaceae. The record is from RefSeq and is a predicted model, not a curated record. Gene Ontology annotation, molecular function: GTP binding.